AUGUUGGGUUCUAUACAGGAGUUAACUAAAAACUUCUUUUAUGACUCCUCCAAACAGAAUGGCAGAGCUGAUGUGCCUUACGAACCAUAUAAAACCAGACGACCAAGGAAUAUACCUCCAAAAUAUGAUUCAAUUAGAGCAAAUUCUCGAAGAAAUAGAAUUCAGAAAUCUACAGCCAACAAUGUGAUCAAAAAUAAAAAAUUUCGCGAUAAUAGAUCCUCGAUGAAUGAUGAAAUGAUCUUUUACAAAAAUGGUAAUAUGAGUGGAUCACUGAAAAGAUAUUCUAGAAAAUUUUCCAAUUUGAAAGACUACUUAUUUUCUAUAUUUUCAAAUGAUACAGAGACUUUAGAAAACCUGAAAGAAUCAUGUUAUAAUAUAACUGUACGAAGAAAAAAUUCAAAUAUCAAUUCUAAUAAUUCGUACCUUAAUAUUAAACAACGAAUUGAAAAUAGUAAGGCCUUUCGUUCCAAAUUGUUUGAAUUAAAAUAUGAUAAAGAACAGUUACAAAAUCUAAGAAGAUCCAAAGGUUUCAACCCUGCAUUAGUCCUCAAAGAAAAUAUAUCACCUAGAAGUAUCGACGAUGAUAAAAUAUUUUUGUUAAAGAACGAGAAUCGAUUAUUGAAAAGAGAUUUGAAAUCAACAGUUUCUGAGUUAGAAGUUACUAAAAAAAGACUUAAUUUUACUUUAGAGAAAAAUAGAAAUUAUAUGAAAAAAAUAAAUGAAUUGAAAUUACAAUUAAAUGACUACAAGUUAGAAAAUGCCAGAACACACACCAAAAAGGAUACAUUAUUAAAUCCGCCGAAUUUAGGCAAAGCCUACAACAAACAUAUCGAUCGACAUCGUUCUGAAAGUGUUGAUGACAAUAAAAAUAUGAUGACUAAUGAGAACAUUGACACAGAUAACCUUUCACCUGUCAGGGUUGACUUUUCAAGAUACUCAGACAACUCAAAUGUUAGCUCCAGAUGA
Messenger RNA from Maudiozyma barnettii, 966 nucleotides. It is a transcript of the gene NBP1, whose product is annotated as Nbp1p. The record is from RefSeq and is a predicted model, not a curated record. The coding region runs from base 1 to 966 and encodes 321 amino acids. NCBI's taxonomy places the organism in Eukaryota, Fungi, Ascomycota, Saccharomycetes, Saccharomycetales, Saccharomycetaceae. The transcript has a single exon.